Molecule: messenger RNA, 5148 nt
Organism: Brugia pahangi
Lineage: Eukaryota; Metazoa; Nematoda; Chromadorea; Rhabditida; Onchocercidae
Source: the annotation of a GenBank genome assembly
AUGCUUAUUCUAAUACUGUUAUUCGCUAACUUAAAAGGCUUUCUUACAUUGCGACAUUGUGAAAGUAAUGUAUGUUUAAAUGGCGGAACAUGUAAAGUAAACGAUCAAGACCGCACUUUCCGGUGUCUUUGUCCAGUUGGUUUCGAAGGAUUGCUAUGCGAAUCGGAAAAAGUUUGUUCUUUGAAAUGUCACAACAAUGAAGUAUGUAUCUUUACUGAUGUCGGAAAGCCAAAAUGUAAUUGCUCAGAAGAAUUUUCGGGGGAAUUAUGUGAAGUCGGCUCAAUUGACUGUCAAGUUCAAGGCUGUUCAAUUGGUGAAAGAUGUGUGCUUGUCGAAGGAGGCAAAUGGCGUUGUGUGCAUGAUGCAUGCAUUCCAAACCCAUGUCAACACAAUGCAUCAUGCACACUAGUGAAAGAUACAUUCGAGUGUGCUUGCACAAGUGGAUUUGAAGGUAAUUUAUGUGAAAACGAUAUCGAUGAAUGCAUAACCACACCUUGUAAAAACGAUGCUAUCUGUGUAAAUAGUCUUGGGUCAUUUAUAUGCCUCUGUAAAGAUGGCUUUCGAGGUACUGUAUGCGAAGAGAGUACGCUGUGUGAUCCUAAUCCAUGCUUUAAUAAUGGAAUUUGUAGUAUUGUCGAUGGCUUAUACCACUGCAACUGUCAACCUGGCUUUACUUCUGACCGAUGUCAAGAACAAAUUGAGGAAGAAUGUAAUUGUAAAAGUGAUAAACAAAUUUGUAUUAGUGGAAUAUGCAAAUGUCCUGAUGGUUUUAUGGGCAAAGAUUGUGAUCAGCCGCUGUCAUGGUCAUGUAUAAGAAAUGAAAGCUGUGAGAACGGCGGUACUUGCCUUGAAGCGACUGGUGGUUGCUUAUGUCCACCUGCUUUUACAGGUAUACGCUGUGAACAUACGCUUGAAUGCAUCGUUGAUAGCAAUCCUUGCAUACACGGCAAUUGUAUAUGGUCUGCAAAUGGAGCUACCUGUAAUUGUGAAAAUGGUUUUGAAGGAAAAUAUUGUGAGAGGAAUUCUCCGGAAUUCGAUCCAUGCUUACGAAGGGAUUGUAAUUCCGGUCAGUGCGUAGUUAAGGGAGGUUCAGCAGUUUGCAUUUGUCCGAAAGAGAAUUCAGGCGAAUUCUGUGAAAAUACGGAUAUUUGUGAAACAAUGCCAUGCUUGAACGGAGGCAAAUGCUUCACUAAUUUUACAAAUAUGUCUGGUUUCAAGUGUAUUUGCGAUGAGCGCUUCAGCGGUACACGUUGCGAAAUGAGAGUACAAGAAAUGGAAUGUGUACCGGAAUGUGUCGCGGGUGAAAGCUGUGAGCGAAGAAAUGGUACUUUUGUCUGCAUUAAAACUGAAAUAUCUUGUGAUGACUGUGUGCAUUCCUUUCGAUGUAUUGAAAAUGGUAAAUAUGCGGUAUGCGUUUGUGACACCGCUUGGACAGGACCGAAAUGUGAUCAGGAAAUUAAGGAAUGCCAAAAUUUAUUCUGCACCCAAUAUCAGAUAUGUCGAAAUGAGCCUACUACUGCUGGGACAAUAACUUCCUGUGGAUGUGCGCCAGGUCUAACUGGAACAAAUUGUACCUUAAAUACCGCUGUGACAUUUCACAAUACUUCAUUCUUUCUCUAUCAAUCACCAAAUAGCGUUGUUGGGUUACAAAAAUCCGAUUAUACAUUAAAAGUCACAUUUCGAACAACUGUAGAUGAUACUCAUAUAUUAUCAACAGAAGAUAUUUUAAGUCAAAUACAAUUCGCUUUAAAUGUACAACGCGGUUAUUUAUAUGGCAACUUCACCGGUUUUGUUUACCGAAAAUUGUUGCCAUUUGCUGUUAAUGACGAUCAUUGGUACACUGUACUGUUCAGUAAUAUUAAUAAGACUGUUUCGCUAGAAAUACGCGAAGGAGAUUUUGUCUUGUCGCGUCUAAAAAUGAAGGAACGCAGAAAUAUGGGCAUCUAUUGGACACGAAUAGGCAAAGGUCGCGCAAAUGGUUUCAGGGGUUGUGUUCGUGAUUUAUUUAUCAAUGGAGAAUUCACUGAUAUGCUCAAAUCAGCUAAUGUAUUCGGAAUCAUAGAAGGAUGUCAACAUUCCAAAUUAUGUUCUCCUAAUCCAUGCCAAAAUGGUGGUACUUGUAUCGAUCAAUGGGAUGAAUUUCGUUGUGCAUGUAAAAAACCAUUCUUGCCACCAUAUUGUAUACAACAAACAGAUGAAGUGACUUUUGGGCAUCAUAAUUUAAAGUCCAGAUUGGAAUUAGAUAUAGAACAAGAUCUGGAGAACAUUAAACUAGAUACAGAUAUUGAUUUCUUGAUCAGAACGAACAAACCUAAUGGAACAUUGUUGUAUCUCGGUGAGAAGAGUGAUGAAGAUAUUGGAACCUUCAUAGCACUGCAAAUUCUUAACGGUUCCUUGAAUAUACGAACGCGAUUGGGAGGCAAGAAAGUAUUUUCAAGAAAUAUAUCAGAUAAAAUCGAUGACAAUAAAGUGCAUUUGAUAAGUUUAGUGAGAGAUCGGAAUAAUUUCACUAUCACAAUAGAUGAUGGUGUGGCAAGUACAAAAUUCGACAUUGAAAAUCGUUUUGAUCAUCCUUUGCUAGCAGAUACCUUGAUUCUGGGCAGCAGUGAAGAUUUAACUACAGAUGCAUUUUCAAAUAAUGACUACUUCAAAGGGACACUACAGGACCUACGUAUCAACAAUCGUGUCGUUCCUCUUUCAACAUUGCCGACUGAUAUCGAAGUACAGCAGUUUGGGAUUGAAAUCGAAAAGGAUAAUAUCCAGCAGGGCACAGUAUCGGAUGACAUUUGCACUCUUUUAAAACCAUGCGUAAAUGGAGAAUGCUCAAACACGUUUAAUGAUUUUGAAUGUAUAUGUGAGAAUUCAUGGAUUGGGAAACGCUGCAAUAAACGUGAUCAUUGUGCUCUUUCGUCUUGUGGCACAAAUAUGACGUGCACAAAUUACGACGGCGGUUAUGUUUGUAGUUCGCCAGCAACAUUUAUAUCAACAUCAUUCGCAAAAUUUAAAUUGGAAAAUGGUGGUGUCGCGACGGAUAUUUCAAAGUCCUUACAAAUCAGCUUCAUGUUGCGAACUCGUUCCUUAUCGGGUCAAAUUAUUUACCUAGAAACUCCAACUUCUUUCCUAUCGGUCUCACUGGAGGAUGGUUUACUGGUGUAUGAAGCACUGAUAAAUGAUAAUAUGAAAAAGCAAAGGACAAAUCUGGUAGUAAAUGAUGGUGCAGUGCGCAGUGUUGAUAUCAACCAAAAUGGUUUGCAUAUCGAUGGCAAGCUCAAUGCUAACAAUUUAUCAUUGCCUCUGUUAGUCAAUACAUUUGAUAUCAAUGAUAACCUAACCUUAAUAAUUGGACAACGAAGUGAUCAAUUACCAUCAUUCGAUGGUUGUCUGGAAAAUAUACACAUUGGAAUAACUCCACCGAUUUCAUUUUUUGUUGAUGGUCGAGCUGGUAAUUUAUUGGAAAAUACCAUGCAUUUCAAGCUAAUGAAGCGUCGAAAUAUCAUAGAUAACUUCUGCUAUGCUGACGAUCUUUGUGGUUUAGUAAAUCCAUGCAAAAAUGAUGCAGUUUGUCGCGAUUUAUGGAAUAAGCGAGUCUGCGAAUGCCAACCUGGGUUUACUGGAACUUUUUGUGAGACACGAAUUAAUAGAUGUGAGAAUCACAUCUGUAAAUUUGGCGCUUGUAUCAGCGGUAUCGACGAAUAUAGUUGUGUAUGUCUGCCCGGAUACGAUGGACAAUUUUGCGAUGAAGAAAUGAAUUUAUGCAAACUAUCACCAUGCUUAAAUGGUGGAAACUGUACAACAGCAAAAGGCAAAUACAAUUGUGAUUGUCCACCUCACUUUGUCGGAUCACGUUGUCAAGUACUGAAAUCAUCAAAAUGUCUUCCUUCACCAUGUGAAAAUGGAGCGAACUGUACGGUAGUUAAGGACACAUUCAAAUGCGACUGUCCGCCAGGUUUUGAUGGUAUUCUUUGUGAUAUACAAAAAGAUAUUUGUCAAUCAAAUCCAUGCAAAAAUGGAGCUACAUGCUUGCCAAAAGAUGGCGAUUUUAAAUGCAUAUGUACCAAUGGUUAUGAGGGCCGAAUUUGUGAGGAAAUGAAAGAUUAUUGUAGUACUUCACCUUGUGUACAUGGAGAAUGCAUAACGGUAACUGACAAUUUCUUGUGUAACUGUGAGUCGGGCUGGAAUGGUGAACACUGCGAUAUUGAUAUCAAUGAAUGUAUACGAUUUCCUUGUGAACAUGAUGGUAACUGCACCAAUACACCUGGAUCAUAUCACUGUAGUUGCGACAGCUAUCAUUUAGGUGAUCAUUGUGAAGUAGUGGGCAGUUGUGUAGAGCGACCGUGUGGUGAUAACGGUGAUUGCAUACAGCAAACAUCGACUACGCAUUCAUGUGUUUGUAGACGGGGAUAUACGGGUGAUACCUGUGACAUACUGAUUGAUUACUGCAGUCCAAAUCCGUGUGAGAAUGGCGCCACUUGCCAGAAGUUCAUUGGUGGCUUCAGCUGCUCAUGCUUAGCUGGUUUUGCAGGUGAAACAUGUUCAUUGGAUAUUGAUGAUUGCAUUAAUAAUGUAUGCCGGAAUGGUGGACAUUGUAUGGAUCGGAUAAAUGGAUACGAAUGUGAUUGUGAAGGUACAGGUUACCGGGGUACUCACUGCACUGAGGACAUCGAUGAAUGUGAACUGGGUGUUUGUGUCUACGGUAGAUGCACUAACUUGAUUGGCUCAUAUAAUUGCAUUUGCGACAUAGGAUAUAUUGGAAAACGAUGCACUGUAGAAGACCCAUGCACUCUGGAUAGCCUGAAUCGAACGAGGCAUGACUGUGUGCAUGGUGCAUGCGUUCAUCCUACAGUUAGCAUGAAGAAUGAUAUGGAAGUGGCAAAUUAUGAAUGCGAAUGUGAGUUCGGCUAUGGUGGAGAGUAUUGCAUCCACUUAGUCGAGAAGAGCAGAUCUGUUUCAUUGGGUUACAUAGUUGGACCAAUGCUGGCUCUUAUCAUAGCAUUGCUCAUUAUUGGCUUUGUAUUAUUGGCAGUAGUUAUGAUUCAUGGACGUCGUGCAACUCAGGGUGCCUAUAGUCCAUCUCAUCACGAAAGUAGCAUCUCACGAAUGCCGAUGAAUUCAAUGCUCAAAUCUCCACCCGAAGAAAGACUGAUAUAG